Balaenoptera ricei (Rice's whale) is the source of this 7011-nucleotide messenger RNA. RefSeq names its product myotubularin related protein 9 (gene MTMR9). The coding region runs from base 445 to 2094 and encodes 549 amino acids. The record is from RefSeq and is a predicted model, not a curated record. NCBI's taxonomy places the organism in Eukaryota, Metazoa, Chordata, Mammalia, Artiodactyla, Balaenopteridae. Gene Ontology annotation, biological process: negative regulation of autophagy. The transcript has 10 exons.
AGUUGCUUUAGGCUCCGCUGCGAGUAGCUACUUUCGCCAGGAGUCUGUAGCGUCUCGGAUGUGGAAAGUGGCACUGGGGCGGCCUCCUUCUUGUCCCCUCAGCUUGCCCACCCGAGGCCGGGUCCCCAGGUGCCGGCGGCGGCGGCUGGGCCUGUCGCGGAGCGUUCUCUUUGCCCGAGUCCUGGGCCUGGGGGAACCGAGCGGUGAGGGAGCGGCGCCCGGCCUGGCCCAGCCCCGGUCCAGCCCCGGCUUUCCCGGGGCCUGUGACGGUGGCCACAGGCCUCGCCGCGCCCAUCCCAGCCUGGGGCGGGGCGCGACCUCCCCGCCCGGGUCCCCGCCCCUCCUGCCUGCCCAGCGCCUGGUCAUUCCCGUCAGCCCAGCGGCGGCGUAACCGUCUCGCCCCUCCGGGACUCGGCAGUUCCCUGGCUCCGGCCGCUGGGGAACAUGGAGUUUGCGGAGCUGAUUAAGACGCCACGGGUGGACAAUGUGGUGCUGCACCGGCCUUUCUACCCGGCCGUCGAGGGGACCUUGUGUCUUACUGGCCACCACCUGAUCCUGUCUUCCCGGCAGGACAACACGGAGGAGCUAUGGCUCCUCCAUUCAAACAUCGACGCCAUCGACAAGCGGUUUGUGGGACCACUGGGUACCAUCAUCAUAAAAUGUAAGGAUUUUCGAAUUAUUCAGUUGGAUAUUCCUGGAAUGGAGGAAUGUUUGAAUAUAGCCAGUUCCAUUGAGGCAUUAUCUACCCUGGACUCCAUCACUCUGAUGUACCCUUUCUUUUACCGGCCCAUGUUUGAAGUGAUAGAAGAUGGCUGGCAUUCUUUCCUUCCUGAGCAAGAGUUUGAACUCUACUCUUCAGCUACCAGUGAAUGGAGGUUAAGCUAUGUCAAUAAGGAAUUUGCUGUUUGCCCCUCUUACCCACCAAUCGUCAUAGUGCCCAAAGCCAUCGAUGAUGAAGCUCUUCGGAAGGUAGCUACGUUUCGGCAUGGAGGACGCUUCCCAGUGCUCAGCUAUUAUCAUAAGAAAAAUGGAAUGGUUAUUAUGCGAAGUGGUCAGCCACUCACUGGCACAAAUGGGAGACGGUGCAAAGAAGAUGAGAAGCUGAUAAAUGCUACCCUCAGGGCAGGAAAGCGUGGCUACAUCAUUGACACCCGACCUCUAAACGUAGCUCAGCAAGCUAGAGCCAAAGGAGGUGGCUUUGAGCAAGAAGCUCAUUAUCCCCAGUGGAGGCGGAUUCAUAAGUCCAUUGAGAGGUAUCACAUUCUUCAGGAGAGCUUAAUCAAACUCGUGGAAGCUUGUAAUGACCAAACACAUAACAUGGACCGAUGGCUCAGUAGAUUGGAGGCCUCCAACUGGCUGACUCACAUCAAAGAGAUUCUGACAACUGCCUGUCUGGCAGCUCAGUGUCUCGACAGGGAAGGAGCAUCCAUACUGAUUCAUGGAACAGAAGGAACUGAUUCCACACUCCAGGUUACCUCCCUGGCCCAGAUCAUCUUGGAACCAAGAAGCAGGACCAUCCAGGGCUUUGAGGCCUUGAUAGAGAGAGAAUGGCUUCAGGCUGGUCACCCAUUCCAACAGCGCUGUGCACAGUCGGCCUAUUGUAAUAGUAAGCAGAAGUGGGAGUCGCCUGUAUUUCUUCUCUUCUUGGACUGUGUGUGGCAGAUACUUCGUCAGUUCCCUUGUUCGUUUGAAUUUAAUGAGAAUCUCCUCAUCAUGCUCUUUGAGCAUGCAUAUGCCUCACAGUUUGGAACAUUUCUGGGCAACAAUGAAAGUGAAAGAUGUAAGUUGAAGCUACAGCAGAAAACGAUGUCUCUAUGGUCCUGGGUGAACCGGCCCAGUGAACUGAGUAAGUUCGCCAACCCUCUCUUUGAAGCCAACAAUCUUGUCAUCUGGCCUUCGGUUGCUCCACAGAGUCUUCAGCUGUGGGAGGGUAUUUUUCUACGUUGGAACAGAUCCUCCAAGUAUUUGGAUGAAGCAUAUGAAGAAAUGGUUAACAUCAUUGAAUAUAACAAGGAAUUACAAGCAAAAGUAAAUAUCCUUAGGCGGCAGUUGGCAGAACUGGAGACUGAGGAUGGGAUGCAGGAGAGCCCCUGAAUUCCAGAUCCCCUGCAGCCCUUGGAGGACCGUCCAGACUGGUAUCCCAUCUCUCUCUCCCUUGCCCUUCAGUUCACUUUCACACAGUAGCCUUAAACUUAAGGCUUUAGGUGUGAGAACCUUCUAAUAUAAUGGACUCUUCAAAACUUUAUGAAUGGAACUUACUAUAAUUAUUCACGUUUCAUGUGGCCUGUUAGGCCUCUUCACUUUGGGAGCAGGAAGGAGGUGCUAGUCAUUUUAUUUUACAUGAAACAAGUGACCUAUUUAAUGCCAUUUGUGUUACACGCCAUUUCACCCUAAGCUUUUCUCUGCAUCCACUUUCCAAACAGUGCUCCAGACCAGUCAAGGAUAUGAUUAAUCUCUUAGGGAAUAUCUGUUAGUUUAAAAAAAGGCUUAGACUUUGAAGCACUCCAAAUAUAGAAAUAUUUUUCAAACCUGAAAUGGUUGGUAAACCAAGAAUUUUGUGUUUAACAUGCCGUUUCCAAUAUCUUUGCCACAUAAAUAAGCCAUUCUCUUUAAAAUAGUUUUGGACUGACAGAGCUGAAUUCAUCCUCAUUCUGAUUUGUCAAGAAAGCAAAAGCUGAAUAUUUAUUCAAGGUCAAUUAUUUUUACAAGGGCAACAGAUAUAGUCCUGAUAUUUACAUUAAGAAGAAGUAAAUUUAUUGUAACAGUAGACACUAAAGUAUGUACAAUAUAGAAAUAAAGUAGGAAUUUGUUACUGAUAAGGUAUUAUUAGUGUUGAAUUGGUUUUUCAGGGUUUUGACACACAUGUUAAAUGUGUGUCAAAUGCUGGAUGUAACCUUAAACCGUCAUUUAGAAUAGAUGUUAAUUUGUUAUGAUUAAGCUACAAAUACGGUUUCCUUAAACCAGAGAUGCACUGCCUUUGUCUGAAGUUCUUAUUGCACUGGUUUAUGUACAGAUAUGUGUUUGUGUUUUGUUUUAUUUUUAAAUAUUCUAAGAGUUUACUAAUACUAAGGUUAAAAUUUUCUUAUUGUCUUGAGCCUUUUGAAAAUUUAUCUUGACUCUGCUGAUUUGUCCAUUAUAUGUUAGGCAAAUAAUAAUUUAAGUGGAGGUGAAAGUUUAUGAACAUGAUACAGCUAUGUUUUAAACUUCAGAAGCCAAUUUGAAAUGUUUCAAUGUUACAGAAACAAUGAUGACUAUAUUUAUAUGCUAUGCUGGUUUAUGCCUGCAAUUCUAAAAGUUUGUGGUUUGGUGCUUUCCUCGUACAUUUUUGUUUUGUGGCACAGGUCGUUUUAACAGAUACUGUCAAUUCUAGUUUUCCUUUAAAAGGAUAGUUGAAGGGCAAUCAAUACUGUUUCCAUCCCAUCUGUAUAUAACCAUUUCAUUGUAAAACACAACAAAACUGAACCCUGCUUUAGGGCUAUGUAUUGAGUUAAAAUUUUAAUUCUUCAAAAUCGACUGUAGCAAAAUCUAAUGGCCACGUUCAGAAGCCUUAGAAAGUGGCAAAUACUUUCUAUCUCCAGUUGCCCAAGCUUUUUUUUUUCUGUUCCCUCAGACUUGUAGCAAAAGGCUAGACAGCAAUCCACAGCUGGAGCUCUCUUUUGGUAAAUUUGUCUGCUUUCUCCUCUAAGCCAAGCCCAGUUUUAUUCGUGACCUGUUUUCUUGGCUAUAGUUAUGAAUCUUGGGGCAUUAAAGGCCUCACCUAAAGGCUAAUAAGGCAAGGAGCAAAGAAGAUGUACUUUCUUGCUGUAGAUAUCUGUGUGUUGUGUGAAAUGUCUAUUAAUUUUUUAAAAGAGGAAACACCCUAGCAUUUUAUGGAUCCUCAAAAUUGAAGAAGGAGCCUUUUUCUCCUCAGUUAAUGGACCCAUAAGGAAAACCAUAUAGAGAUUUUUUUUUUUAGUGAUUCUUUAGAAGUGACUCUCACUGGUAAUAUUAAUUGGCCAUAAGGCUUCUGUGGGUGGAAACUUCGGAGGGAUUUUUUAUUAGGCUUGGUCAUGGAGAAAUUGUAUGCCAUCAACUUAUACCUGUCUUCCUGAUGAACAUUUUACAUGUGAGCCAGAGUACAAUAAUAGCAUAGUGUUUCAAUUUUUCUUUCUUUUAUUGAGACAGCAUUCAUAAGCUGUUUGGACAAGUGUGUGUUUUAGUGUUAAUUUAUAAUUAGGGACUGUCCAAACCUCAGUUCUGUUUACAGGGUGUAAAAACAAACUUUGGUAUCAAUGCACUUUCAAAGGGGUCAUCUAAUAAGGCAAAUACUAAGGUUUCCCCAAACCUGAGAACUCUGUCAAAGACAAGUGCUUUCUCAAUAUAAUUUGCAGAGGGUUUUUAGUAAUACUAUUAAAGUUACUCAUCCCUUGGAUAAAAAGAAUUACAGUGGAUAUACUUAUGAGAAGCUACUUAUUAAAGGUUAAGUUUGGAGAAUUGUCUUUGAUAAAUGUGGCUUUAAAAACUUUAAUGAAGAGAAUGAUGGCCGAAUUAGUGAGCAUGCAGAUUGCGCCAUUACAAGCCAAAAAUAAAGUGAGAUAUAAUCAAGUUCGUGUACAUUAUUGUGAAGGCUGGUUUACAUUUUUGGAAUGAAAAAAGUAAGCCCCGGGGCUUCCCUGGUGGCACAGUGGUUGAGAAUCUGCCUGCCAAUGCAGGGGACACGGGUUCGAGCCCUGGUCUGGGAAGAUUCCACAUGCCGCAGAGCGACUAGGCCCGUGAGCCACAAUUGCUGAGCCUGCGUGUCUGGAGCCUGUGCUCCGCAACAAGAGAGGCUGCGAUAGUGAGAGGUCCGCGCACCGCGAUGAAGAGUGGCCCCCACUUGCCGCAACUAGAGAAAGCCCUCGCACAAAGACCCAACACAGCCAUAAAUAAAAUAAAUAAAUAAAUAAAUAAUUAAUUAUUUUAAAAAUAAGCUCCACAAAGAAUAUUUUAAAAAUAUUGCUAUAGUACAGGGAUCCUUAGAUUUAAAUUAAUAAUUUUUUAAAAAUCAGAAGAACAUAGUUUGUUGGUUAUAUAAAAAUGCUGAAACGUUUUGGGUGGUCUAAGACUUUUCAGUAGCUGAAAUUUUCCAUUUUGAUUUUAUUAAAUGGGAAGAAAACAAGCAGAAAUUAUAAAACCUUAUAGGUUUAAGACACCUAUAAAUUUGUUUUAUUUCUAAGAAAAAUUAGGCCUUUGAAGCAAGUUUUUAAAUUUGGAAGACGAUAGAUAGUCAUUUAAGAUCCGUAUGGAGAAUUUUAAAACUUUUCUUUGAAUUCUAAAGCCUGAUUUUGUAGAGGUGAUAUGUCACUGCUUUUCAUUUUAAAGGAUGAAAAUUUAGUGAGAUUUUAUUCUUUGAUUCAGUCAGUAUUUAUGUUAAAUAAAAAAGUCAAUAUCAUGGAAAAGAUUUGACCAGUAAUUGUCUCUUGAAGUGAAAAAUAGGAACAUUUUGCUGCAUUUAAAAAUAAUCUGCUUAAAGAUGUAACGCUUAAAGUUAUCUGGUUUCAAGAUUAGCUGUUUUAAUUGUCAGUCUUAACUAAGUCAUCAGGUUCACUUACUAUCAGACCUUAACCUGAGACACAGUUUUGGUAUUUACCCAUAUCCAGAUAUAAUGAAUUAAAACGACAUGAGCCUAUUAGGAGCACUCUUUAUCAGAGAGGUAUUUCCUGGACAAAAACUGGGCAGUAUUUAGAACAGUUAGUCCCCUGGUUCUGGAAGCUUUGAAAUUUAUGAGAGAAUGAAGUCAUUCAUUCAGUACCUCUGAUACAGGUUUAUCCUAUACCUCAGGACAACACAGAUUAAUUAUUUCUUAUUCUUUAACAUGGCUCAGAUCUUCCCUCUCCAGAGCUGGUACAAUAAGUUAUUAUAGGUAGUAUUUUUGUGUAAUUCACCAUCUUAACAAAAAACAGUAAAAGACUGGUUUCUACAUUAAUAUUUAUUCUCAGAUGGUAUGAAAUGCUAAUUUUUGUUUUCUUGAAUAAAACGACUUCUGCCUUCACUCAGUCCUUAUCAUCUAGUGUCCACAGCAUUUUCUUCCUUUAAACCAAAAGCCCAGAAGAGACCUUCUGAAACUUUAGGGCUAGGUUUUAGAAAGUCUGAACUUCUAAUCUGAAUUCCCUUUAAAAUAAACUAAUGUCCUAUUUUUGGACUACAGUGCAGAACUGUAGUUUCUGCUUAAUUAAUGAAAAAUAACGGGGCUCACUGCAGACGCUGCAUUGUCGUGCAAGAUACUUCACGAUGAGAGCUUACUGUCUUCUGGGCCAUUCUGUUUAUCUGUGAGUAUACAGAUUAAAUAUAUUUGUGAUUUGUAAUAAAAACAAGUUGUGCAACACUGCCUGUGUCUGUCUGCCCAAGACAUUUGCUUCACUUUUUCAAAUGCAUGUAUUUUUGGAGAGGUGGAUUAUUCUACACAAAUACACCCUGAGUUUUGCUUUUUAGAAUCCUUAUAGAUCUAUUAUCAUCUACACUGAAAGUGCUGUACUUGCACAACUUAGUUAUUUUAAAAAAUAAAUUAAAAAAAAAGUAUGUAUUUCUUCAGUAGCCAUGUAUUUGAAUUGUGACUCUUGAUAUAUUUGAAUGUGACUCUUGGAUUUAAGUGCACUAUUAUUCAUGUCUUACACAAUAAAACUGCACUGUAUAGCAAAUGUGUCUGUAAUGUAUGCUUUGCUAAAACCUCAGUGCUGUAAUGUACAGGUUUCUGUAUGAUGAACCUGUCAGCAUAUAGGGGAAAUCCUGAACUUCUGUUAAGUCUGCAUAACAUUUUAAUAUUAUUUGUAAUGUUCCCUUAAGUGGUAAGUUCACUUAUGUCCUAAGACUGGAAUCAUUUAUCUUGAGUUGGCUGCUCUGUCAAGCUUGGUUUACUGAAUCAAGAAACAAACGUGUCGAACAUGGUACUGUUCUCUUAGUGUAUAAGAUUUAUGUGUCAUGUUCUCCCUCUGCCUCAGAGGACUGUUGCACAGAUGCUAGUGUUAAAUAUCUAUAGACAAUGGUAAUAAACUU